Messenger RNA from Lepus europaeus (European hare), 939 nucleotides. Its product is annotated as olfactory receptor 52E4-like. Lineage: Eukaryota; Metazoa; Chordata; Mammalia; Lagomorpha; Leporidae. The transcript has a single exon. Bases 1 to 939 code for a protein of 312 amino acids. Gene Ontology annotation, molecular function: G protein-coupled receptor activity; olfactory receptor activity. Gene Ontology annotation, biological process: G protein-coupled receptor signaling pathway. Gene Ontology annotation, cellular component: membrane. The record is from RefSeq and is a predicted model, not a curated record.
AUGUUCUCUGUCAAUGACACGGCCUCAUAUCCUUCUGCCUUCCUUCUGCUUGGUGUCCCAGGUCUGGAAGCUUUCCAUAUCUGGAUUGCUUUCCCUUUCUUUGUUGUUUAUCUGAUAGCACUUGUGGGGAAUUUCACAAUCCUGAGCAUCAUCAAGACUGAGCAGAGUCUCCAUCAACCAAUGUUCUAUUUUCUUGCUCUUCUCUCUCUUAUUGAUCUAGGUCUCUCCACAUCCACCAUUCCUAAGAUGCUGGCCAUCUUCUGGUUCAACCUCAGGGAAAUUAGUUUUGAAGGCUGCCUCAUCCAAAUGUUCUUUAUACACACUUACACUGGUAUGGAAUCUGUUGUUCUCCUGGCCAUGGCAAUUGACCGUUUUGUUGCCAUCUGUUACCCACUGAGAUACACCACCAUCCUUACUAACAAAGUAGUAGCCAUCAUGGUGUCUGUUGUCGUGGGGAGGCCAGUUCUCCUUGUCAUACCCUUUUGCCCUCUUCUCAAAAGACUGCCCUUUUGUGGACACUACAUUAUCCCUCAUACCUACUGUGAACAUAUGGGGAUUGCUCGUCUUGCCUGUGCUAGCAUAAGGGCCAACAUCAUCUAUGGUCUAUUUACCAUUGCUGCCCUGAUCUUUGACUUAAUCCUUAUUGGCCUUUCUUAUGUCCAGAUUUUACAAGCUGUUUUCCGCCUUCCUUCCAGAGAUGCCAGACUCAAAGCACUUAGCACAUGUGGUUCACAUGUGUGUGUCAUCUUAGCAUUUUACACACCAGCGUUUUUCUCCUUCAUGACUCAUAGGUUUGGCAAAAAUGUACCUCGCUACAUUCAUAUCCUCCUGGCCAAUCUGUAUGUGGUUGUCCCUCCUUGUUUAAAUCCAGUUAUUUAUGGGGUCAGGACCAAACAAAUCCGGGAAGGAGUUGUGAGAGUAUUUGUAAAGAAAGAGUAA